Solanum pennellii is the source of this 1683-nucleotide messenger RNA. RefSeq lists its product as uncharacterized. The record is from RefSeq and is a predicted model, not a curated record. The transcript is spliced from 10 exons. The coding region runs from base 1 to 1683 and encodes 560 amino acids. Lineage: Eukaryota; Viridiplantae; Streptophyta; Magnoliopsida; Solanales; Solanaceae.
AUGAGUCAAUCAGUUGCACUAAAGAAAAAGGGUUCAAAUCUGAACAAAGCUCAAAGCCCAUUGAAGAAUAUGAACUUUGAUAUGCAAUACCGAUCAAGAACUGAAUUAGCUAACCAAUUCAAGAUUAAGAGAGAACAACUUGCUAACGAACGCAAUGAUAAAGUUCAGAAAGAGCAUGCACCAAUAACGCAUAAAAGAAACAAUUCUAAGGAUUUCAUUCCACAACAAAGAAAGAGUAAAUUGGUUGAGAACAAAUCAGUAAUUCAACCAUCUUCAGGGGAAAAGCUUGGUACCUCACAUUUGGAUAUUGUGAAAGGACAAACUAAAAAGAGCUUAUUUCAAUCUGGAGAGUCCAUUCAACAGAAAAGAAUUAAACUUCCUAUGCACAACUUUAGGUUCCACACGCCUUCCAAGAAAGGUGUUACUGUUUCAGUGUAUGUGACUAGGGAAACACUUGGUAAUGCAGAGGUAAAGAGGAAGUCAGUCAUACCAUCCACUAGUCUUGAUCAGUUUCCACAAAAACAAGCGAUACACAUAGGUGAUGAAACAAAAACUGAUAACCACACAGUAGCUGAUGAUCUUGUGGAUCAAGAAGAAAUCGACGAGGAUGAGUGUUCUAUAGACGAGGAAAUUGACAUUGAUUGUAGUACAGAAGGAAUAUUGGAGGCGGAAAAAGUCCGAGGAAAAACAACAUGUAAGGAUAUUCACGCAAGAAAUUUGGAAGAAAGAAAGGAGGUGACAUUUGAUAAAGGACAAGCAGUGGGUCCAACUGCAAAACGUCCUGGUGACAUUCCAGAAGAUGAAUUCCGUCAAUCGAUCGAGUAUUGGAACAAUCCAACUUUUCAACGUGCAACCAAUGAAAACAAUGAGGAAACAUCAAAUUCUGAAAUGUUUAUUGGAACUCGUACAAAGACGGGAAAGGAAAUUCAAGCCGAUAAUCAAGUUGCAAUAGCUGAACUUCAGAAUCGCCAAAAUUCUUGGGAAAAUACAAAUGAUGCUUUUACGGCAGUGUUUGGAAAGGAGCAGCCUGGUCGACUUAGGUGCUAUGGUAGAUCAGUGACAACAAGUUCUUUGAAGAAAGACGAGGAAUAUAACAAGCUAAAACGGAAACACGUCAAUGAAAUCACUUCUCUAAAAGAAGAAAUGAAAGAAAUGAGAGAAGAAGUGCGACAUUUUUUGUCAAUUGCUUCAAAACAACCCUGGAUUGAAUGUUUGAGUGCACAAGUUGUAGAAGGCCAAAAUCCUCUACGAUCUUUCGGGUCAACUCAUGAUCCGGUUCUUCUAAAGGGAUCCUCCAAUGAUACGAAACCCAUGUCGAAGCAGAAAAAGAGGUCUUUCCAGAAAUCCAGGCUGCAGAGAUCAAGCCUUCAAUAUAUACCAGCUAAUAUUUGGAAUGUGCAAUACACAGAUUUGUUGUUUGUUGUAACUGCUGCUGCAAUCUGCAGAUCAAGCCCUCAAUAUAUACAAGCUGCAAUUUGGAAUUUGCAACAUGCAGAUUUGUUGCUUUCUAUAACUGCUGUUGCAAAGCUUGAAAGUGUAGCUGAUAAGGCAACACUUUUAACCGUAGCUUCAAAGCGUGACCUUUUUGCCAUUAAGGCUACGCUUGAAAGUGUAGCUGAUAAAGCAACACUUUUAAGCGUAGCUACAAAGUGUGGCCUUUUUGCCUUUUGGCUACGCUUUUAA